Messenger RNA from Striga asiatica, 384 nucleotides. The record is from the annotation of a GenBank genome assembly. Lineage: Eukaryota; Viridiplantae; Streptophyta; Magnoliopsida; Lamiales; Orobanchaceae.
AUGGAUGUGUAUGUCAUGAAUAAUGUGUGUGUUCAGAAAUUUGAGAUGCUUUUGAAAAAUCUCACAAAAAGUGAAGAGUCUUCACCUACAGCAGUAACAAUCCCUGAUAUGAAAAACCAUAUCAAGAUUCUGCAGAAUCACAAUUUAACCCAAUCCUUUGCACAUACGACUGCCUGCAAUGUCCUGGGACACAACGAACUUCCAUACUGUUCCAACCUUUUCUCUCUAUCGUCAAACACAUUUUCUGGAGGAAUGGCAAUAAAAGGAACCGACAAAACAUCACAAGCUAUCCUUGACAAAAUCGGAUAUCUCGACCCACACAUCCUCCACCAGCCCAAGACAUCAAUCUCCUCAUCAUACGGCUCCAAGGGCUCCUGUAGAUAA